CGUCGCCGUCGCCAUUGUCUCUAUCAACAUGGGAACUGAGGGAGCGGCGCGGGCGGCGUUUGACGAGAACUUGCACCUUCAAGCACGUGUGGAUGCUCAGGAGAUGGAGAUCGAAGAGCUUCUCAUGGAGCAGACUCGUUUGAAGCGCAAGGAAAUGCGGGCAUUGUACCGCCAGCGCAUGGUGUCCCGCCACCCAGCAGUGGUCUUGGAAGAGCCGCCGACCACCGACGAAACGUUUGACUUUGACCGCCGCGAAAUGCAGAUUAUUCUGAUGGAAGAUGCGUACGAUGCCAUGCUUCGCAUGGUCGACAGCGCCAUGAACGAUGUGUCUGAAGACGACGUGGACCUCGUCGACGAAUACCACGACCUGUACAGGUUUCACCGGCAAUGGCAUCCUCAUCCAAAUUCCGACACCCCAAUAAAGGUCCAGAAUGUUUCCAUGCUCGACGAGCCGUGGAAGAGUCUCCUCGAUGCAUACGCGAACGGGAACCCCAACAAAUUCAAGUACUUGUCGUCCUGGAUCCGCUACAUGCUCCUCGGCGGAACUGUUGGGCCGACUGCGACCGCGCAGUUCCCUGCUGGAGUUGAGCUCUCAUUUUUGUCGAGGGAAGUCAUCGAAGGCUUUUCCAGGAUCUUGGUUCCAGCACUCCAGGAACACAGACCUGACCUAAACGUGCAUGUAUUCUCGAAGACGGUCGUUGACUGCACGUUGCGAAUCGUCGUCAUGCCAAAGAAUCGAUCGAAAGGGAAAGACAUGUCGUCCGAACAUCACGCCGUGCGCCCACCCCGUGAUCGGCAAUGAAAAUAGGUCCGUUGAAGUAGGUCGACGCUGAAGCGAGUGAAUGAUGGGGUGAUUAAGUUAUAAACUAUCAAGAUGAAAUUGUUCGAUC
Aphanomyces invadans is the source of this 890-nucleotide messenger RNA. RefSeq lists its product as hypothetical. NCBI's taxonomy places the organism in Eukaryota, Oomycota, Saprolegniomycetes, Saprolegniales, Verrucalvaceae. The transcript has a single exon. The record is from RefSeq and is a predicted model, not a curated record. The coding region runs from base 29 to 802 and encodes 257 amino acids.